AUGAAGAGACAACAAGACAGCGAAAAUGGCCAAAGAACCAGCCAACUUGAUGCUGACUUAUCCACCUCCAUAUUACAGCAAAAAUUGGAUAUAACUCUCAGCAAACUCGAUUUUUUAACGCAACAACUUAGUUAUGUCGUUAACGAAGUGGUUGAUAUUAAAGCCGAAGUCAGAUAUUUGAAGAGUAUAAAUAGUGAAAGAAGAGAAUUCGUAAAUAGCAUAAACGGCACAGAUCAAGAAAACGUAUUGCAAGACAGCCCAUUGCAGUCACCUGAGUCACAGGACAGCUUCAGUCAUCACUCGUUAAGUAUCCCUCGACAUCUUAUAGCUGUUCCAAAAGGCCCAUUCCGGAAAUAUGGCCCAACAGAUCGAGUCGUUCCACGUCCGACAACCAAAGACCUUGUCAAAACGAUUGGCGGCAAGGCACAUAGCUUACAAUUUACAUCCAGUUUAUAUGUUGAUCUAAUAACAAGAGAAUUAGGGCCAGCUUCAGAGACAGGCUUGGAUUAUAGGGCUAUGGUGAAAGAAGCAGUACUAAUCACAAAAGCCGUCUUAUCACGCCUGAAGGAAGUGAAUAAUAUUGACCCUAAUCUACGUUGGAGUCGGGUUGAUCCCACCAUCAAACUUGAAGCCUAUAGAAAGCUUGAAGCUGCCACCGAACAUCUACUCCCUUUAAAGAUAUGUUCUGAAUUCUGGGGUGCUCAUGUGUUAAUCAGUAACUUUUGGUUAGGUAGACGAAAGAGAAGCUCGGAAGAGAACAACAGCACGAAUGGCAACACAGAGAGCAACCCCAAUCUUACCAAGAAAGCUAAACUUGAAACGAAUAGCGAAGAUAAUAAACAAGCCCUUGAAAUAACCGCUUCAAGCUCAAAUACCCCUCAACAAGAACAACAGAAAGUUACACCAAAAGCUUUCAGCAUUCCCUUCUUAACACACCAGUAA
Molecule: messenger RNA, 942 nt
Organism: Mycotypha africana
Lineage: Eukaryota; Fungi; Mucoromycota; Mucoromycetes; Mucorales; Mycotyphaceae
Exons: 2
Coding region: 1-942 (313 amino acids)
Source: RefSeq, a predicted model, not a curated record